AUGGAAGCCGAGAGCAAGGACAAGCGAUCAGAGGGACACUCCGAGCUGCCCAAGGCAAGGAAAGGAGCGAGGCAUUCGCGAGAAUGCGGCCACAUUUAUUACCUGAUUCAUAAAAGAUCCGCGGACUGUGAGCUAGAGAUGCCCGAUGCCGAAAAAACGGGGAGUGCACUUCUUUGGGUUCCUGGUGCAGGAAUAAAACUUUUUGCCGUAUUUUUUACACUAGGAAAUGUUGCUGCCUUAGCCAGCACUUGCUUUCUUAUGGGACCGGUGAAACAGCUUAAAAAAAUGUUCGAACCAACCAGACUUAUUGCUACAGUAGUUAUGUUGCUUUGUCUAAUUUGUACCUUAUGUGCUGUGUUUUGGUGGCAAAAGAAAGGACUGGCACUUCUCUUCUGCAUCUUGCAGUUCCUUGCAAUGACAUGGUACAGCAUCUCCUACAUUCCAUUUGCAAGGGAUGCCAUUAUUAAAUGCUUUUCCAGCUGUUUGAAUUGAAGUGCAAACACAAGAUUGUUGUUGCAAAAAUGGAUGGACCAUUCUGACACCGCUUUUUUGUGCAAAGCACAAAUAUAUGAUUUCAGUAAACAAGAGUUUUUUUCUAAAUG
Molecule: messenger RNA, 602 nt
Organism: Nanorana parkeri
Lineage: Eukaryota; Metazoa; Chordata; Amphibia; Anura; Dicroglossidae
Product: vesicle transport protein SFT2A-like
Exons: 8
Coding region: 1-492 (163 amino acids)
Biological process (GO): vesicle-mediated transport
Cellular component (GO): membrane
Source: RefSeq, a predicted model, not a curated record